Molecule: messenger RNA, 1400 nt
Organism: Hyaloscypha bicolor E
Lineage: Eukaryota; Fungi; Ascomycota; Leotiomycetes; Helotiales; Hyaloscyphaceae
Exons: 1
Coding region: 339-914 (191 amino acids)
Source: RefSeq, a predicted model, not a curated record
AUCCAUUUUCAACUUCUUUUGUAUUUUUGCAAAACCUUUCUAUGACUCCAUAUUUAGCAACUCCCAUUGCAAGCAACUACUGUCUAGCUCUCGUCCUCUUGAGCAGAGCCAGGUCAGUCUUGAUCGAAGACUCUUCGUUGUUGUUCAACUGGGUUGCUCUUGCCUCGAGUCUGCCCUUGCCCCGAGUCUGCCCUUGCCCCGAGUCUGCCCUUGCCCCGAGUCUGCUCCUUCCUUUCUCUUGACCUCUCUCCCUAACAACUUAGUGCUGCAGCCCACCUUAUAGUGUCCCAUCACCCACCUUUUUUCUUGCUUUCUUCUUCUUCUUAAGCUUGCGAAUCAUGUCUUCUUGCCGUGCAUCCAAGCCCACCCGAGCACUGUUUGGCCUCGCCACCCUAGCAGCUGUUCAAAUGUCCAUUCCAGCUCGUUCUGCCUCGAGCAACACCCGUUCUCGUAUUCCUAUGCGCUCCCAGCACUUUGUUUCCUCUGUUUCGACUGUCGCCAUCCCAGCGCAGUCUGCCACUCCUUCGGUCUCUCGACGACCACCUGUUCCCACCACCGUCUCUGCCUCUUCUAUGCCCAAGAAGACAGCGGACUCAAUUCUCAAGCAUGUAGAGCGUGUAAGUAUUGCUCUGAUUUCUUUUCGUGUUCCUGUGCAAUUGGGGUCGUCGUUACUGACCCAGAUUGCGACCGGCAGCUUCGUAAGACUCGUACCGCCACUACGACUUACAAGGUCGCUUCUGCAUUUGCUACCACGAAGCCGGCAGUGCUUCCUCCUGCCAAACCUCAGCCUGUUCCUGUCCCUCGACUUGCUUCUGUACCACCGUCUCGCGUUCCUUCGACCACGUCGGCGACGUCAUCGUCGGCGUCGUCUGCCCGCACCGAGCGGUCGAUCGAUGCGCACAUUGAGCGAGUAAGUUUAUAUCACCCCAGCUCCAUACCUAGCCCCUCGGUUUUUCAUCUUCACUGUCUCUCCUACGUGUUCUGUCCCUGCGCAUUUUUGAUGAAUUUGCAUACAUCGUGCACAGUACAUUCAUUGUCGUCUUACCUGCAAGUGUACGCAUCGCCCUCAACACAUCCAUUCUCUUGCUUCCUGCAAUGUACACAUCUUGGACAGUACAUCCAUAGCCUUCCUUCCUCAAUGUACAUAUUGGGAUAAUGCAUCCCUUGUCGUCGACGACUGCAAUAUACAAAUCGUGCGCAGUAUCUCCUUUGUCAUUCUUGCAAUGCACCUACCGUGCACAGUAUAUCCAUCAUCCUUCACUCUUAUACUGACUUAUUCGCCUGCAGGUUACUAGAGCCAGAAGGAAGGCCACGCCAGCGGUUUCCAUUCGCCCAUCGCCAGUGACGUCCCGGAAGGUCAGCCCAGCGCAGCCACUUCGAGUGGUCAAGAAGUCGCCCGC